Silurus meridionalis is the source of this 5118-nucleotide messenger RNA. It is a transcript of the gene jag1a, whose product is annotated as jagged canonical Notch ligand 1a. The coding region runs from base 432 to 4109 and encodes 1225 amino acids. Lineage: Eukaryota; Metazoa; Chordata; Actinopteri; Siluriformes; Siluridae. The transcript has 26 exons. Gene Ontology annotation, cellular component: membrane. Gene Ontology annotation, biological process: Notch signaling pathway; multicellular organism development; axon guidance. The record is from RefSeq and is a predicted model, not a curated record. Gene Ontology annotation, molecular function: calcium ion binding; Notch binding.
ACUCACUCUCUCCCUCUCUCUACUGGACGGUAUAGAUAGAUAGAUAGAAAGCGCUCUUUCCCACAGCCGGAGAGGUUUGAUUGUUUUUUCCGCUCUGCAGUCCGAGAAGAAGCGGAGAACAUCGUGGAAACAACCAGACAAAAAAAGAGGAGGGGAGAAAACUUUAAGAAAAAGAAGGGCAUACAUAAUAAGAAUAAGAAGAGGAAAGAAGAUUGGUGGAUAGAGUGGCUGUCUUUUUCUAUCUAUCUAUCUAUCUAUCUAUCUAUCUAUCUAUCUAUCUAUCUAUCUAUCUAUCUAUCUGUCUAUCUAUCUAUCUAUCUGUUUAUCUAUCUAUCUCUGGACGCGUGCGGAGGAAUUUAUUGUCGUUCGCCAGGGGCUCACUGACUUUCAGGUGAAGUUUUGGGGCAGCGGACGGGAGGAGAGGCGGCACAAUGCGGAGGUCGAGCUCCACUUUCACCGCCGCCGCCUGCCUUCACCUCCUCAUCCACUGCUUCUGCGUGAAGCUGUGUGAAACAUCAGGCCAUUUCGAGUUGCGCGUGCUGUCGGUCCGGAACGUGAACGGCGAGCUGCAGAGCGGUUCUUGCUGUGACGGCACAAGGAACGCAGCGGACAAGAACAGAUGCACGAGGGACGAGUGCGAUACAUAUUUCCGCCUCUGCCUUAAGGAGUACCAGUCCAGGGUGACCCCCGGUGGGCCAUGCAGUUUCGGCAGCGGGGUGACCCCGGUGAUCGGCGGGAACGUGGUGCCGGCGGAAAGCCUGGAGGAGAACGACAAGGCUCGCAUCGUGCUGUCGUUCAGCUUCGCCUGGCCGAGGUCGUACACGCUGAUCGUUGAGGCCUUGGACUUCAACAACGACUCGAGCACAGGCAGUGGCAGUGGUCAGGUGAUCGAGAGGGCCGUGCAGUCUGGGAUGAUCAACCCGAGCCGGCAGUGGCAGACGCUGAGGCACAACGGCGGUGUGGCGCAGUUCGAAUAUAAGAUCCGCGUCACCUGCGACGACCAUUACUACGGCUUCGGCUGUAACAAAUUCUGCCGGCCGCGAGACGACUUCUUCGGCCACUACAACUGUGACCACAACGGCAACAAGACGUGCCUGGAGGGAUGGGCUAGCCCCGAGUGCAGCACUGCGAUCUGUAGGCAAGGCUGCAGCACCAAGCACGGAUCCUGUAAAGUGCCUGGAGAGUGCAGGUGUUUGUACGGGUGGCAGGGGGAGUACUGCGAUCAGUGUAUCCCACACCCCGGAUGUGUAUAUGGUACCUGUGAGGAACCCUGGCAGUGUCUCUGUGACACCAACUGGGGAGGACAACUCUGCAACAAAGACCUAAACACGUGUGGCACGCAACAGCCGUGUUUGAAUGGAGGCACCUGCGGUAAUACGGGACCAGACAAGUAUCACUGCUCCUGUCCUGAGGGUUACUCUGGCCAGAAUUGCGAGCGAGCUGAUAAUGCCUGUCUGUCAGAUCCGUGUCUGAACGGGGGACACUGUACGGAGAGCAGUCAGGGCUUCGAGUGUCACUGUGCUCCGGGAUGGACCGGUCCCACCUGCGCCAUCAACAAAGACGACUGUAGUCCAAACCAGUGCAAUCAUGGAGGAACUUGUGUGGACCUCGUCAACGGCUUCAAGUGCAUCUGUCCUGCACAGUGGAUCGGCAAAACCUGUCUCAUUGAUGCGGACGAGUGUGCUGAGAGCCCGUGUGUGAACGCUCAUGUAUGCAGAAAUCUGAUUGGUGGAUAUUACUGCGAGUGUCUCCCGGGUUGGACAGGACAGAACUGUGACAUCAAUGUUAACGACUGCCAAGGGCAGUGUCUGAACGGAGGAUCUUGUAAGGAUCUGGUGAACGGGUACAGGUGUGCGUGUGCGCCGGGAUUCACGGGCGAACACUGCGAGAAGGACGUUGACGAGUGCGCCAGUCAGCCCUGCCUGAACAAGGGCCAAUGCCGCGAUGACAUCAACGGCUUCCAGUGCCUGUGCCUGCCCGGCUUCUCUGGAACCCUGUGCCAGCUGGAUAUCGACUACUGCGAGGGAAACCCGUGUCAGAACGGCUCGCCGUGUUUCAACCUGGCCACUGAUUAUUACUGCAAAUGUUCCGAGGAUUACGAGGGAAAGAACUGCUCCCAUCUCAAAGACCACUGUCGCACCACACCCUGUGAAGUUAUUGACAGCUGCACCGUCGCCGUGGUUUCGAACAGCACCCCGGGCAAUGUCCGCUACAUAUCGUCAAACGUGUGCGGGCCGCACGGGCGAUGCCGUAGCCUCGCCGGUGGCCAUUUCAGCUGCGAGUGUCAGGACGGAUUCACCGGGACCUACUGUCACGAGAACAUCAACGACUGCGAGAGCAUCCCGUGCCGUAACGGAGGGACGUGUAUCGAUAAAGUCAACGUGUAUCAGUGUAUCUGCGCUGACGGCUGGGAAGGACCCGACUGUGAAACUAAUAUCGAUGACUGCAACACGAACCCGUGCCAUGAUCGCGGUGUGUGUCGCGACCUGGUCAACGACUUCUACUGCGAGUGCAAAAACGGCUGGAAGGGCAAAACCUGUCACUCACGUGAGAGCCAGUGUGACGAGACGACAUGCAACAACGGCGGCACCUGCUAUGACGAAGGAGACUCCUUCAAAUGCAUGUGUGCACCUGGUUGGGAGGGGACGAGCUGCAACAUCGCGAAAAACAGUAGCUGCCUUCCCAAUCCGUGUGAGAACGGCGCGACCUGCGUCGUCACCGGCGACCGCUUCACCUGCGUGUGCAAGGAAGGCUGGGAGGGACUGACCUGCAGCCAGAACUCGAAUGACUGCAACCCACACCCAUGCUACAACAGUGGGACAUGUGUAGACGGGGAUAACUGGUACCGGUGUGAGUGUGCCGCGGGCUUCGCCGGACCCGACUGUCGCAUCAACAUUAACGAGUGCCAGUCGUCUCCGUGUGCAUUCGGCGCGACAUGUGUGGACGAGAUUAACGGUUACCGCUGCCUGUGUCCACCCGGGAGGACCGGAGCCAGGUGUCAGGAUGUAGACGGGAGUCCCUGCACGGACAGCGGACGCAUCAUCGCUGACGGGGCAAGAUGGGACACAGACUGUAACACCUGCUACUGUCACAACAGCAGGGUCACCUGCACCAAGUUGUUGUGUGGACCGAAGCCGUGCCGUCUGCUCGGAGCCGGGCGAGGAGAUUGUCCUGCAGGUCAGAUGUGUGUCCCUGUGCGUGAGGAUCGCUGCUUCGUGCGCCCGUGCCCCACACAAGGUGAAUGCUGGUCUGACCAAAGCACAAAAGUCCAGUCCCGGUGCCACCCAGACAGCGACUGCGUCAACGCCACGUUCAGGUUCACCAAGGACGUCAUGCCACAGGGCGUGACUGUGGAGCAGGUGUGCAGAGAACUGCGCAGUCUCUAUGUGGUGAAGAACCUCUCGUCCGAGUUCUCCAUCUCCAUCACCUGUGAACCUUCCACCACGGCCAGCAGCGAAAUACACGUCGCCAUUCAGGUUUCCGAUGGAGGAGGUGGUGGUGGUGUUGGUGGCCAGGCCCCGGUGAAAGGGAUCACAGACUGGAUCAUCGACGUGGUGAGCAAACGCAGCGCUAACGGGACCAUCCUGACUGCCAUCGCUGAGGUCCGCGUCCAGCAGCCCAGGUCCAGCAGCCCGAACGAUUACCUGGUACCAGUGCUGGUUUCCGUGGCAACCGUGAUCUGGGCACUGGCCUUGGUGUGGGCGGCUUUGUGGUGGGUACGUCGGCGGCGCAAGCAAAACGCGAGCGCCACGGCGACCGGGUAUGCCUCGGCGCCGUCGUCGCCCCCGAGCGCCGAGGACAACAACGCGGCCAACAACGCUCGCGAGAACCUGCACCAGAUCAAGAACCGUAUCGAGAAGAACGCCGUCAGCGCCAAGAUCGGGUCGCAGAAACACCCGCCGCAGGAGACGCCGCCGCCCGAGGACGACCCGGAUGCAGAAAAGCAUCUUCACAAAGCGAGGUUUCCGCGGCGACCGGUCUACGCGCCGGUGGAGUGCGACGAGCGGCCGAGCGGCCUUCACGCCAAACGAGCUCACUGGACUAACAAACGCGACAACAGAGACUUGGAGUCGCAGAACAGCUUGCACAAAAUGGAGUAUAUCGUAUAGCGGCUGCCAGAGGGACAAAAAAAAACACUGGUGGGCAAGGAAACAGUCCCGGUGACAACCGUUACGGCUGCACCUAAAGGUGAAGGACGGAACGGGAAACAAAAGAAGACAACAGGACCGAAAAUCUGAAAAUAUAUUUUGUUUUUUUUUGUCCCGACUCACCUUUUUUUCAAACCAGAAAACAGUCUCUGGGCGUUAAGGGAAAUCUGAGGACCUAUUUGGGUGGAAAUGGCCAAGAAGGAGGAAAAGGGGAAAAUAAAACGAGGAAAAGUCCCCACAGCGAAAUUUACGGCAUAGACACGCUGACUAAUUGUUCGGAGUGAGGCUGUUGUGGGUUGGCUGGCUUUAUUUUUUUUCCCUCCCACCGUUUUGGGUACUUUUUAUGUAGCGAUGAGUUACGAGCGAGCGGUUGCUGUUUUCCGGCAUCGCGAAUCAAUUCGGAUUCUUUAGUGUGCAGAAGCAGAAUCUCUGAAUUGCUCCAGCACACGGAUCGGAUUUGCACUCAGCAAGUAUGCGUCAGUGUUUUUUUUUUCAUUUUUCAUUCUUCUCUUUUUUUUUAUUUCCUCACAUCAUUUCACAAAGAGGCAGAGGGAUCCGAAGUGCUGACAGAAGCGAUGCUGACCUCGGAGCAUCUUACCCACGACGUUAUCUCGACCGGUCGAGAAUCUCCACACGUGUUUACCAGAACCAGAAACUGAUAAUGCAGGUCUGAAGGGCAGAUCUCCAAUUUACAUGAACUAAAUUUGUUAAUUCUUCAGUCGGAGGUUUCGGUUCCUAUUUUCACGUGUAAUGGCUGAUUGUGUGGCCAUGGCUGCCCCUUAGACUUUUAUUAUACAGUAAGUGAGUGUGCGAGUCAUCGUUCGCCGUUUAGAUCAGGACAUCUGACGCUAGGGGUGGGCCAAUUCAUUGAUUCAUUAUUUUGAAUAAAUUAAAUGAACAGAAUAAAAUUCAAUAAAAUUGCAUCCAAAUGAAUUAAUCAAUCAUUUAAGCUGACAUUGUGGUUUGUUUC